CCGGAGCUCUUUGGUGACGACCCCCAGUACGAAUGAUGCAGAGUAUGUCGGAUUCUCGUGGCUAUCGCCAUCCUUUCAACGAUUGUACCCAAUAUCUGGGUGGCGUCGGUGAUAACCCUCGAACUACCUGGCCAUGAGUCGCAUUUCUGCUAUUAUUCGUCGUCAAAAGGACUGGUGGUUAUUAUACUACGAAAAGACAUUUAAACGCAACUGGAUCUUGACAGCAUGUGAUCGCGAAUGGCAAAUCCCUCUGCCAUGCGGAGAGGACACCAACAUAAAAUUAUCUGAGAGACAGGCCGAAUAUGUUCUUGAAGAGCUGGAAGGGUACGCCUUACUUCGCGAUCAAGCGAACAAUUGCCAAGUGUCUUGUUUUGAGCGUAUAUGGGAAUCAGAAUCUCUUCUAGAGCCCUUGAUCGUCUCUUCUCUCGACCAUGAGCUUUGUUCUCUGGGAUGGGAUUCCAGCAAGAGGACUAUAAAACUGAUCAAUCCUUACACGUGUCCUCUUGUUUACGGUAGAUCGAUAUCCACCGACCUUCAAGGUAAUCCUACCCCCAUCUCGGCCCCUGUCGAUGCCACAUACUCUGUGUCUCGCAAAUUCGCAUUAUUACCCACAGACGUCCAGCUGACUACUUCUAACCACCUGGAACUAUCGUCUUACAUCAACGAUCUUCAUCCCCGGCACAAAUCUCUCUACCUACUCCUCAGCAAAACCCUAUCAGCCUUCAUUCCAUUAUUUGAACAUACUCUCAGCGACCUCCACCGAAAUAACCCUUUACCUCAGCGCAUACCCGGUCGGUCGUGGUACACACAAUGGAGCGAGCCGGAGCCACCGGAGUUCUCGGAUGAUGAAGAGGGCUGGGCUCUAUACGAGCUCGACAUGUGGCACUGGAUGUCUCACAGACCCAUCAAUCUACCUGAUAUUCCAAAAGAUGGUUAUCAGGGUGGUCUGGAAGAGAGGAAACACGUCGUAAGGCUCGGAGGCAGAAGACUGCAAGUAGUCAUUGGCGCUUCGGAAAUGCGGCUUAACGCUGGGCAAAGUCAUCAGGGCCAUAUUGAAGCGUGGAGAGUUGAGGGAAUGAAAAAUGAGCGAAUCGUCGCCUGUGGAUUCUUCUACACCUCCGAGGAGAACGUAGUAAACAGUUCUAUCGAGUUUCGCAUGGCUGUUACGUACCCUAGAGGCUUCAACGCUGGCGAUAAUGGCGCCACCUUUCGAACCUGGGGCAUGCGAGAUGCCGCUCCAUGCCACCAAUACAUUGGCAACGUGCCUAUCUACCAAGGAACAGCCAUAGUCUUCCCAAACAUCUACCAGUACCGACAUACACCAAUUCAACUAGCCGAUCCAAGGAAACCAGGACACAGACGUAUGAUCUCAUUCCUUCUAGUCGAUCCUGACAUCCCGCCGAUCCCGUCCACCUCAAAUGUUCCGCCACAACAAAAAGCAUGGAUCCGUGAAGCAUUGGAUAGUUUUCUUGACGUGCGUUUCCCAGAGGAAGUCGUAACGAGGAUAAUGGACCAUGUGGAUUGGCUCGUGGAUGAAGAUGAGAUGGUAAGUCUUCAGGAGGAAAUGAUGCAGGAGCGACGAGAGUUCAUUUCGAAUAAUGAUGACCAUUAUUUUUCAAUACCUUUUGAUGUAUUUAAUGGUCCCGAUAUUCUUCUAUAUCCUUAGGAAUGUUGCAUUAGCU
Messenger RNA from Guyanagaster necrorhizus, 1682 nucleotides. RefSeq lists its product as uncharacterized. The record is from RefSeq and is a predicted model, not a curated record. The transcript is spliced from 7 exons. Lineage: Eukaryota; Fungi; Basidiomycota; Agaricomycetes; Agaricales; Physalacriaceae. Bases 134 to 1666 code for a protein of 510 amino acids.